Aureobasidium subglaciale EXF-2481 is the source of this 937-nucleotide messenger RNA. RefSeq lists its product as uncharacterized. The transcript is spliced from 2 exons. Bases 35 to 685 code for a protein of 216 amino acids. Lineage: Eukaryota; Fungi; Ascomycota; Dothideomycetes; Dothideales; Saccotheciaceae. The record is from RefSeq and is a predicted model, not a curated record.
CAUGGAUAUGCGCAAAUCGAUUUCCCUCCCGACCAUGCCAGACAUUACGCUAUACUUUCUGCAAGCCUCGCGUUCCAUCCGUACAGCAUGGCAACUCGAAGAACUAGGCCUGGACUACAAACUCGAAUUCUCGGAGCGUGAAAGCAACAAAGCUCCUCAACAUUUCAAAGACAGCGCCGGCGAUGCAUUGGGAAAGUUUCCUCUGCUGAAAGACGGAGACUUACUUGUAGGAGAGAGUGGUGCUAUUGCUGAAUAUCUUUGCGAACAAUACGAUACCUCGAGUAAACUCCUUCCCAAAGACGCCGCCACACGCGUACAAUGCCUCCGCUGGGUUCACGCAGCAGAAGCCACGUACGCGCUCCACGGACUGGCGAUCCUUUACACACGCUGGUUCGGCGCCGACAACAAAGCCGCAGCGGAUAAAAUCGAAGAAGGCAUGUCAGUAAACGUAUGCAAGGACAUGGACUUCCUGGAGAACGAGCUGGGCAAGAGUCAGGGAAAGUUCUUGGUUGGCGACGAUGUUACGGUGGCUGACUGUAUGAUGCUGUUCUCGGCGCAGUUUAUUCUGGCCAGGCAGUUGGGGACCAAGGGGAAGAAGUGGGAGAAAGUCGACAAGUGGAUCGCAGACUGCGAGGAAACAGAGAGCUACAAGCGCGCAGUUGAGAAGACAGGACACAAGCUAUAGCGCGAAACCGCUGUCCCAUAGAUAGAGCAUCGUUAUGUCGAGCCAGACAUCAAGAAAUCAUUGGACUGGAAAAUGACGCGACGGGCAAAAGAUCACAAAUGAUGUCAAGAUGCACGUUUCGAAAGGGUCUCGAAAGCUCCCCCCACUCACGCCAAGACCAAAUGAGACCACGAGAUUGCGAGCCCCUCAUGUGAUCACUUGGCCUUCUUUCUUCUGUUCCAUCACACAAACCUACUCUACACAAUCCUUUCA